GGGGACUUGGCAGCCUUUAUCACCUUUUCAACCUCAUGCCUCGCAACCUCUCCAAGUCUCGCCACGUCCCCAUCCAGCUUCGAAAGUUGAGCAACUUUUGGGUUCCUUGAGAACGGAUGCGACCAUUACCCUGAUGAGGGGGCUUUGCGCAAGUCACGAACAACCACGUGGUCCAAGAACGAUACGGCUUUCUUGCAGGGUAAGAUCAGCCGAUGUUAUACGUGGAGGGGAGCAAAUUGCUCUUUUCUUCCAUCUUCCUGCAUGAAAGCGAGUCCCGGUUGAAGGAAGAAACCCAAAAGCCCGCGGAAAUUGUGAUGAAAACGUCGCCUCUUGAUCAGACACCAUCAUCAUGAGCAUCAAGGGCGGAGACCAGCCUCGACGGCCACUGGGUCUUCUUGACCUCCCAGCAGAGGUCCGACAUCAGAUCUAUGCGCACCUAUUUUGCCACAAACCCUCGCCUAUCACAUUGGGCUUCCACGACUUCUUCACAAAGUGGGCGGCGACGUGGUCGCCGUUCGAAGGCGAGCAAGAAGCGCCGCACGAGCCGACCUUUCACACGGCCCUGUUUCGCGUGAACAAGGCCAUCUCCCGCGACGCGCUUCAGUUUGCGUACGGCGCCAACUCGUUCCGCUCCGACAAGGACAUCCAGACGUUUUGCGCCCUCGGUCCCGUCGCGCUCGCCUCGAUCAAGACCCUGCGCGUCUACAGGAACGCCUGGCUGAACAGCUCGUACGCCACCUCCUUCUGGCGGACCUUGGACCAACGCUGUCCCGGCCUCGAGCUUCUCGUCGUCGAGGCCGCAUCCCACAUCUUGUUGGCGGCCAUUCCCUACCUCAACGACUUCAUGGCCUCCAUCCCCCGAGGCCAGCGCAAACCCAAGCUGGUCCUCGAUCUCAACGUCUGGGACCGGCAUUUUUCCUUCGACUUCCCAGACCGCGACUACCAGAGCGCCUUGCAGGAUUUGCGACGCAACAUGUUGGAGAGUGACUGGAAGGAGUUUUUGGAUCCUUACAUUUACGUGAUGCGCAUGCCGAGGCAUGUCCAAGAAAUCCGGUUCGCCUUGGAUCUCGGGCCCGGGGCGCUCAGAGCUCUGGAAGAGGUUCUGAGGCAAUCCACCGACCUUUGCUUUGUCGAAGCCGACCAAGCCUCGUCAAGCACUGGCGGCCACCUUGCAGGUCGUGGAAAAUACCGCUGCUUGGUCUGGAAAGAAACCGGUGAAUAGUUGGGACGCGUCGCCCGCUUUUUCUCGUUGAAUCAUUCUCAACUCAGGUGUUCUUCGCUACCGUGGGAAAGAGGGAAUGAAGUCGUGGCACAUCUGAUCAUGGGAUCCUGCGUCAGGAACUAUGUGUGAUUCAUGCCAGCAGCACAUGCCUUAGGGCAAGAAACACCAUCCACAUCAAGAGACGAGCGUGGUUGAUACACCGAGGACUCCGGAACCCGCCUGGCAUACUUGUAAGCAUUGAUGGGUCGCCGGUGGCACCGUGCCUGGCCUGGUAUAUGUGGCUUUGGACGGGGAAGCACUCCCGAGCACAAUAUGCUUUGGAAGCAAACAACUAAUAAUGCACGAGCACUCCGUACAGUGCAGGCCGGUUGAAUUAUGACUAUCUAGAAUCUAAUGUUGAUGGUGUAGCUUUCACCAUCUGCCAACGCCCUCGAGACCAAGAGACGCCUCGCCAGUUGAGGCUGCCUGUUGCUCUGGUCGGAAACUUCGCACCUCUAGUGAGCAGGGCUUUGCAACACCCCGACCCAGUUGCCAAGGCGGCAGGAAAGAAAUUGACGGCCGCUCAACGUGUGAAGUUGUGGGUAUCAGCGUCUGCUUCGGUCACUCAGCGAUCCGGGCCCAGACUGCCGUAAGGCUGAGAUGUGGCCGAAAGGUCGGAGCGAGCUCUGGUCGAGGCUGUGGCGCUCGGAUGCCAGGAUUUCUCGCCUCCUCGUCGGUACUUUUCUUGCGGGUAACCGGGGUCGGGGAAAUAGCUCGAGUCAAAAAAAAAGGGGCGCCGGUCGGAAGCCCACCAGCAACACUUCAGCCCUCGCAAGUUGAGGUUAGACUCAGAAGCCACCAGGAGCAUAAGGUUUGUGGCAGAGACGUGACGUGACGAUCGCGACUGUGUUUACGUCCGACGUCUCGACCUCAUGCCUCGAAGAGCGACGAUCAAGCUUUCCCCGGCACCGAUUCUAGCAAACAUCCAGCGUCCCUUCUGCGUGGGUGGUGAGAAUGGGCUAGUCGACAUUUCCCGCACAAUUGGAAUGGAACUAUCAGCUCGACCCAUGGGCCUGGCGUCUGCACCCUUUGGAUUGCAUCGAGACAUCAAGGGACAGCUCAGAAAAGGGAUCGCAGAAAUAAAGCCCGAUACGUCAGAACCAGGAGUCGGGCACUUUGGCAAUGCCAUGUGCAACAUUUGCAGCUCUUGCCGUGAAACCGAUCCACUUUCCUCCUGUCCGCGACAGAGUUGCUGUUCGUGAAGCCGCAUGCAGAUUCCCGAAACAUGUAGUUGAUGAGCAUUGGUCUUUGACUUCUGGCAGAAAAAGCCGAGAUUGCAAGACUCCAGUGAUAGUCGCCUCAGCCCUGAAAGCUUCAGGCGCAGUGAGGCAAUAGGGGCUGACGAAUGCUUAGGCUCCACUCAUAGUCCGCACAUAGAUCUAUUGAUUGCAAGAUCCAGAAAAC
Messenger RNA from Cladophialophora immunda, 2665 nucleotides. RefSeq lists its product as uncharacterized. The coding region runs from base 350 to 1222 and encodes 290 amino acids. The record is from RefSeq and is a predicted model, not a curated record. The transcript is spliced from 2 exons. Lineage: Eukaryota; Fungi; Ascomycota; Eurotiomycetes; Chaetothyriales; Herpotrichiellaceae.